AUGUCGAAACUCGACCUCAAGCUCGGAGGUUGGGGAGAGGAAAACCAACCAAAGGAUAGUAUUGACACCGAUGCGCCCGUAUCUUCAGAGAGUAAACCCAUAUCCCGAUUCGACGGCCAUGAGUUCGGAUACAGAUAUGUCGGGACCACGGAUUACAGUCAAGAGAAGGUAUUCCAAAUCCUAAACGACUACCUUCAGCCUGACACGAAGACGUCUCUUGACUCCGCCGUCCACUGGAUUCUCGCGCUGCUGCCGGAGAAGGAGCCCUUGUCAACAGAAGUCUGGGACGUCGGUGAAGUCGUACUGCAGCUUGCCGAGCAGAUACCCUACCACCAUCCGUCCCAGAUCAAGUUGGCCCGUUUCAUGGAGGAGCUUACUCUCUCGCCGAAACUCACAACCGAGCUAUCUGAAUCGAAUGUAUUGUACAUGCGCGGCCAGCGUUUCAAGGAGUCGCUGCGCGACUGGUAUAAUGGCCCUGGCGAGGACGCGCCGCAAGAGUGGCCGAAUCUCAACGCGUUCUUUGCACAUGAAGCAUCAACGCAUAUCCGACCUCAUCAACCCGACUUUGCCAUCUGGACUCUGCGCGACGCGUUCGAGAAUCCUGCGGAGCCGAUACAUUGGAGUGCCUCGUUCAAGGGGAUGCGAGAUCAGCAGAUCAUUGCGGCGGCCCAGUAUAUCCUCUGGGACGGACAAGAGCUCUUCAAGCAUGUCCUAUGCCCGAAUUCAAUGGGGGAUACGAAGGGCUGGGAACCCGGUCUAUUAUAUUUUGGCGACGCUUCGCUUUCUUUGAAGAGAUGGCGGUUCUGGAAGGACAGGUUCAGGAAAGCGGCUGGAGAGGACAGCGGCAUGAGUGAUGAAUGUAGGAAUGUGUCUACAAAAGCGGCAACUUUGAUGGAGGCACUCGAGGCGAGUAUGAUAUUCUAG
This is a messenger RNA of Aspergillus viridinutans, 924 nucleotides long. RefSeq names its product DUF3632 domain-containing protein. Bases 1 to 924 code for a protein of 307 amino acids. The record is from RefSeq and is a predicted model, not a curated record. The transcript is spliced from 3 exons. NCBI's taxonomy places the organism in Eukaryota, Fungi, Ascomycota, Eurotiomycetes, Eurotiales, Aspergillaceae.